UUCGCCAGUUUUACAAAAGUUUCCAAUACCGAACUUGUUGUGAUACGCGCCAUAAUCUGUAAUGACAGUGUUAUCAAGCAAUGUUUUCAUUGGACUGCAACUGUUAUAUCAAUCCAUAGACAUACAGAUAGGGAAUGGAAAUCAGAUUAUAUUACAAUGAAUACAACAACGAACGAGUCAACUUUCCAACAAGAAGGACCACACAGGACUGAUAUUUUUCAAAUUCACAGAACUGCCGCCCCAGAAUUACUCAUCAUUGACAGGGUUAUCACUCCUAUAUGGUACUUCAUUGGCAUCAUUGGGAACAUUUUAAGCGCUAAAAUAUGGCUUUCACAGAAGAUGCGACAAUCGAAUUCAUCUGCGAUUUAUCUUGGUGCAAUCGCUGUUGUAGACUUAAUUUUUAUUUUCUUGCAUGUUUGGAUGGAACUCCUGCAGGCAUAUGGAAUAAGCACUUUUAAUCAGCCUGUGUUGUGUGAAGUUUUUAAUGUAUUCUUCCUUUGUCCACAGUAUCUAGCGCCGCUUCUUAUAUUAGGAUUCACAUUUGAACGAUUUAUAGCCAUUCGCUUCCCGUUUUUGAAGGAAAGUGUCUGUUCCGUAAAGAAGGCGUGCAUUGCUGUUAACAUUCUUAUAGCCGUAUCUUUACUCAUUAGUUUGAUGCAAGCUUAUUUCUGGACGUAUGAUGAGAUAGGAGAUGCGUGUGAAAUAAUUGGGUAUAAGGAAUUCUUUUACACAAUAUGGACGUGGGUGUCUGAAAUGAUUAUAUUUGCUGCAGUUCCCCUGAUUGUUCUCAUAUUCAACAUACUCGUCAUCAAAGAAAUCAAGAAAAUCAAUAAAUUCCAGGCUUCAUUUGGACAAGAUCGAGGAUCAAAUCAGACGUCAACAGUCACCUUGUUAUCUGUCUCGUUCUAUCUCAUUUGUACUUUGUUACCAGCAACAAUUGUCUAUGCUAUUCAAAUGAGUAUUAAAUCGGGAAAUUUAGCAACGCAUCCCGCUGAUUGGUCGAAAGAUCCCACGUGGUCUAGUUAUAUGAUUUACUACCAUAUUAGACGGAUUGUUGAGGAAAUUUGUUUGUCAAAUUAUGCGUGUUAUGUAUUUAUCUACUAUAUUACAAGUGCUUAUUUUCGGGCUGAAGUGCACAAAAUGUGGUGCUUAGGCAAAUAUUUUCAAUGCAAACAAACAUCAGAGGAAAAUCAGAAAUCAAGCACCAAUUAUUCGAUCAUUAAAGGGAAGUGUAUUGAUAAAACAAUUCCAACUGAUGUAUGAAGCAAUUUAGGUAUUAUAUUAUUAGGGCAAUUUUAGUGAGAUAUGGAAACAUCUUCGAUAGCUUGAACAUAUUUAUCAUUUGUCUUUUGAAAAGAAAAUACAAAGAGAUGUCAUGUUUUACACAAUUACACUAUCUAAAGGUGUUGACAACAAAACGAAACUAAAGGAUGAUUCAACAAAGUUCAAAUUUGUCUUCUUUAUUGCACUUAUUUUUAAGCAUUGAAUGUAUUAUGACCAACAAUAUUUCCUCUCUGUGUUUAAGCAAUUUGAACAUUUCCAGAAUUACCCAUAGCUGAACAUUUCUAAUGUGACGUGAUUUCAAACCAUCUCGACUUAUAACCCACGAUUCAUUGAUACAUUUGUAAUGAUGUUAGAUGUAGUCCAGCUUGUAAGAUUCUAUCAAAUAUUUCAAGUAUAUCCACACGUCUAUGUUAUUAUAAAACUAUUAAAAUAAGUAUAGUGUCAA
This is a messenger RNA of Ruditapes philippinarum (Manila clam), 1729 nucleotides long. RefSeq names its product proteinase-activated receptor 1-like. Lineage: Eukaryota; Metazoa; Mollusca; Bivalvia; Venerida; Veneridae. Gene Ontology annotation, biological process: G protein-coupled receptor signaling pathway. The record is from RefSeq and is a predicted model, not a curated record. Gene Ontology annotation, molecular function: G protein-coupled receptor activity. Gene Ontology annotation, cellular component: plasma membrane. Bases 157 to 1263 code for a protein of 368 amino acids. The transcript has 3 exons.